GUCUCCGGGUCUCCCGAUAGAAGAGUCGCUGCGCUCGUGCGGAGUUUAUUUCACUCAUUCACCGGAACCGCGAGCUUCUCUCUCUCCUCCUUUCGGACUGAACUUCACAGAUCUGUUUCCUCCGGGAUGGCUGCGUCGAUUCUGGAGGAGGAAACACGUUAUGGAUCCAGUCCCUUGGCUAUGCUAACCGCCACCUGCAACAAGUUUGGGAGCACCAGUCCGGUCCGAGACUCUGCCACACCCGGUAAAGCAGCAAACACAGCACCAGUUAAGAAACCCUACAGCAUGACCUCUGAACUCCAGACCCCCAAGAAUGGUCGAGGCAGUGAGGGCGUAGCAGACACUUACAGCGGCUCUUUCAGCUCCGGUGGUGGCUUGCUAACCCCAACUGGUAGCCCUCCACCAACUUCAAUGGGAGCAUAUGGCUCUGACUACAACCCUUUCUCAACUUUCCAGACCUCGACUGCCGCUCAGGACCCUUCACUGUUAGGGACCAAAACCCAUACCACAGCGGACUGCCUGACCAGCGUCAACACCUACUUGGAUAUGACGCACCCCUAUGGCUCAUGGUACAAGGGAAUCCACCCCGGUAUUACGGCAGCUCCUGCGAACGCCACUUCUUCUUGGUGGGACGUCCACACCAACUCAAACUGGCUUAGUGCUGGGCAACCUCAAUCCGACAACCUCCAAGCACCCCUCCAACCGGUGGCUUCCCAAGCAUCCCUUAACGCUCAGAUGUCCAGCUAUACCCCUGACUUCACGCCCCUCAAUACAGCACCAUACCCUUCCGUGGGUCUAAGCUCGUCUUCACACUUGCUUCAGACCUCACAGCACAUGCUCCCGCAGGACAUGUACAAGCCCAAGCCAGUGGCUAGUUCCGGGAUCCUGGACAACUCCAUGGGACUUAAACCAGCUAGAGGUUCUGGUGGAUACACGGGGGGCUCCACCACUGGUAGAUCCUCUUGCGACUGCCCAAACUGCCAAGAGCUGGAAAGGCUCGGGGCAUCUGCUGCAUCCCUGCGCAAGAAGCCCGUCCACAGCUGCCAUAUUCCCGGUUGUGGAAAGGUCUACGGCAAGGCCUCUCACCUCAAAGCCCACCUGCGUUGGCACACGGGCGAAAGACCCUUCGUCUGCAACUGGCUGUUCUGUGGAAAACGCUUUACCCGCUCUGAUGAACUAGAGCGCCACGUGCGCACCCACACGCGGGAGAAGAAAUUCACAUGUCUGCUAUGCAAUAAACGCUUCACUCGUAGCGACCACUUGAGCAAACAUCAGAAGACCCACACGGAAGCUAGUCUGCAAGGAAAAGGGGCGGAAGAGGAGGCGGAUCCCAGAGGACCAGAGGAACCAACGGACUCCAGUAAAGUGGCUCCUUCGGGGUCCGCAAGUGGCAUGCAGGAUCCCACGGCUGGUGGAGAAGAAAAGACAUCAGGAAAUAGUGUGGACAGCAGCAGUAGAUUGCUGGAGAUAUAACAGUAUGCGUUGGAAUGGUGGAGGUGUGUAAAGACUGAAACCUAGCGCAAAAAAAAACAUAAAUUUUUUUUUUACCAUAUGUUUUUUAGGAGCUUGUUGAAUGUGGUCCCCACAUAGCAGCUUACCAUGAACACAAAUUUUCUCUCCUGGAACAAAAGGUGAAAACUGCUGGUUUUUGGAGUGGCCUUGACUGGAGUGGUCUACAUCUUUGAGACUCUUUUUCAUGAUUUUGACUCUUCGUAUUAAUUUUUAAGCUUAUCUAUGAAUUAAGUUUUAAUUAUUAUGUUCUUUAAGUGUUGUUUUUGAGUUUUCAGGGGCAGAUGUUUUAGAAGCCCAACAAUCAGUAGAUUGCAUAUGUUUCUUUGCUUUCAGUGUAGCAUUUGGGCUCAGUUGAUGCACAUUUCGACCUUUUGAUCCUGUUUAUUUAAUUAAAAUUAAUUUCUUUUAUUUUUGUAAUCCUUUGUACAAGACUUUCUUGCAUAGACUUGAUCAGGACAUAAUCAGAGGCAAUCUGGUGUACAGUGAACCAAAUUAUUUUAUUUCAUUAUUGAUCUGUCAUUUACAAUGUUUUAUUUAAUUUCUUAUUUACAUAAAAUUUAAUUUAUGUUUUAAAUUAUGAACAGUCUGGAGACUAUGCUGUGUUUCAAUGGUUUUGCUGAAUGGAAACCAAGUUCUUGGUUCGGAGGCGAGUCAUUUAUUAAUAAAUUAAUUCUUCUCAUUCAUGUGAUGAUUUAUUUAUUUUUUAUUUUGACAGAUUUAAAGUUCUUUUGACCAAAAAUUAUAACCCAAAAGUAUUUCAAAAAAGACAUUUAAUAUUAAAAAAGACAUGCAUGUCAUUUUGUGAAGUAAAAUUUAAAAGGUGAAAAACAAUUUCUAUGAAUUUAUCCCAUUGUACAUGGAUUAAAGUCAAAUUGUAAACAUAUAAUUUAGUUAAAUUCGGAGGGUUGUGCAACGCCUUGAAAACAAUGCAAAUAGCUGUGUAAAGCAGUAAACUCUAGAGCCAAAGAAUACUCGAGACAACGCAAUACCUGUCAAUUUGAUUGUGUUGAGGGUUUUUUUUAAUCAUGAGAAUUUUACAAAGUGUGUCAAGAACAUGUCCAGGUCAUAUAUCACCCCAGUAUUAAGAGAGAGAAAUUAAAAAUUAUGGUAAGGACCCUUUCUCCUUGUUUUCUUGCACUGAGACAAGAUUGUUGUGAUAAUGAAGCACAUGUUCAUGUUCAACUUUCUUGAAAAUAAUGUCACAGUGCAUUCAUUUCAAUAUUCAUUUACAUAAAAAAAAAAAACUUGUAUUAAAGUACUUUUUGCAAUGACAAAAUUUGUGUUACAGUGAGCAGAAUCUAAUGAGAAUCACAAUUAGGUUGAAUAAUGGAAAUUACUAAUGGAAAGCUCAUAGGAAACAUAUAUGCAAUAUACAUAACAUAACACAUAUAUAUAUAAGAUUUCCCUGUUCUGCAAUUAUCCAUCUAUUUUAAUAUUUUAAAACAUUUCUGAAAUUAUCUAAAUUACACAAAAUCUUCAUUGUUUAGACACAAAGGCCUAGAGAACAAUGUUUAUUCACAGUUCAUGUAAAAAUAAUCAUUGUAAGACAUCUACGUGUCCUGACAAAUGUCAUGAUGUGAGAUUUGGUUUGAAAAUCCACUACUGUGUCAGAAUCACACCAGCAUAUUAAA
This is a messenger RNA of Myxocyprinus asiaticus (Chinese sucker), 3143 nucleotides long. RefSeq names its product Sp7 transcription factor (gene sp7). The record is from RefSeq and is a predicted model, not a curated record. Lineage: Eukaryota; Metazoa; Chordata; Actinopteri; Cypriniformes; Catostomidae. Gene Ontology annotation, molecular function: DNA-binding transcription factor activity, RNA polymerase II-specific; RNA polymerase II cis-regulatory region sequence-specific DNA binding. The coding region runs from base 127 to 1473 and encodes 448 amino acids. Gene Ontology annotation, biological process: regulation of transcription by RNA polymerase II. The transcript has 2 exons.